This is a messenger RNA of Nerophis lumbriciformis (worm pipefish), 4193 nucleotides long. RefSeq names its product C-C chemokine receptor type 9-like. NCBI's taxonomy places the organism in Eukaryota, Metazoa, Chordata, Actinopteri, Syngnathiformes, Syngnathidae. Gene Ontology annotation, molecular function: C-C chemokine receptor activity; C-C chemokine binding. Gene Ontology annotation, biological process: positive regulation of cytosolic calcium ion concentration; calcium-mediated signaling; G protein-coupled receptor signaling pathway. Gene Ontology annotation, cellular component: membrane; external side of plasma membrane. The record is from RefSeq and is a predicted model, not a curated record.
UAAUGGUAAUUGUAUGUAAAAAAAAAAAAAAAAAAAAUGUCAUCAGUUUUUAUGAGUCCCUACUUUUGAAGUAUAUUUAAUUAGUAUUUAGUAGUUUUUAAAUCAGCCUGACCUAAGCUUUGAUUAUAACCUUUGUGAUUAACACAUGGUUUUAUGUCAUUUAACAAGAUUUAUCCUGUUAAACUACAGUAUAAGUAGGUUAGGCAUACUUUUUGAAUGUGAUUAAAAUCAACAGUAACAUUACUAAUUGGUGAUAUUUGAGUGGGUGGAAAAGUUGAGCCCCCAAGUCAAAAACGUUAAGAACCCCUGAUAUAUAUACUAUGCAUGUCUAUGUGUCUGAAGUUGACAAAUUCUGGUUAGAAACGGCACUGCACCAUACUGCUUAACCUAUUUGGACGUAAGGAUGAGAACAUAAGCAGCAGCUAAUAAAACCACACAAUAUUCUUAAAUCAAUGUCUCUCUAACAAUUCCAGUCAAAAGUGUGUUAUUAUGACGAAUUGGAUCCCAUCAUACUGAGCAGGUGUGUGUAUUGGGUUCGGUCAGUGUAUGUUACCCAUUAAACACAUCGACCGCUCGAAGUAACUGCCUGAUAUACCGUCCACCACACUGUAAAAUAAAAGUCUGCGUUUUUAAAGACAAAAAGUAUGCGUCUGCGUGUGGACAAGAGGCCUAAACGCAGAGAUAAGUAUGCGUUUAUUAAGUAUCUGUGUUCGUGUGGACAUGGCCUAAGAGCUUAACCCGUGAAAUACAGUUUGAUGACAAUGAAAGCGCCAGCGCAGGUGUAUCCCAGCCGUCCAUCAUUGAUCAUACGACUGACAGUGAAGGAGGCGUUAAAUUACACAUCCAUGUCACAUUCAAAGACAUUUUAAACAGCUGUUAAGAAGUAGCUUUAAUCACACCUGAAGGUUUUGGGUUUCACGUGUCAGUCGAUGAGUGCUCCACCUGUGUACACAAAGGUUUCUUUUUUUUUUAAAUGAAACUUAAGCAUCUGUUUGGGGGAUUGUUUUGGGACCAGUCUUGAUAGCCAUGUGAUUCAGUGGCAUGACAGGGUCCACGGAUCAUGUUUUGUUGAGAAUUUGGGCAAGAUGCAGCAUGAGGGGUCGUGUCUUGAUCUCGCUGUCGGUUGACACAGAGUUGGAAUGAUCAGCACGUGAUUUCGUGGUUGGGCGAGGAACCAAAAGAGCUGAGAGGAUGAGUCGCGCUCAUUCGCACAAAGGAAGAAGAGCAGUGCAUCACAUCAGAGCUUGUACCUCCCCCCACAGGGUAAGUCUCUUAUCUCUCUUAGCACAACAAUACGACAAUGGCACAUUAUUUAUUUAAAAAAAAAUCAUGCAUUAAGGUUUAUUUUCUUGUAACAGCAACUUUUUUCUCUCCUUGUAGGCAACAUGGAGCAUCUCAUUCAUUCAACAACCAUGACUGAAACAACUGAUGACUUUGUCACUGAUUAUUACCCUGACUACUAUGACACAGACCCUACUGAGAUCACCGGCAUGUGUGACAGAAGUUGGGUCCGACAGUUUCGCGGGUGGUAUGAACCCCCCCUUUUCUGGACUAUCUUUGUGCUGGGUGCCCUGGGAAACCUCAUGGUGGUCUGGAUCUACACCACGGUGCGCAACCGCCUCAAAACCAUGACCGACGUCUAUCUGCUCAACCUCGCCGUGGCUGACCUCCUCUUCCUGUGCACGCUGCCCUUCUGGGCGACGGAUGCCACCAAAGGAUGGGACUUUGGCGUCAGUCUCUGCAAAGUGGUGUCCGCCGUCUACAGGAUCAACUUCUUCAGCAGCAUGUUCCUGCUCAUGUGCAUCAGCGUGGACCGCUACAUCGCCAUCGUGCAGGUCACAAAGGCUCAGAACUGGAAGAAAAAGCGUCUCUUCUACAGUAAACUGGCCUGCGUGGUCGUGUGGUUGGUCUCCACUCUCUUUGCCUUGCCUGAGUUUCUCUUCGCCCAGGUAAAGACGGACUUAAGCGGGUCGUCCUUCUGUGUUCUGCUUUACUGGAACAACAUAAACAACCGCACAAAGAUCUUAGUGCUGUCCCUGCAGAUCUGCAUGGGCUUCUUCGUCCCUCUCCUUGUCAUGAUCUUCUGCUACUCCGUCAUCAUUCGCACGCUCCUGCAGGCCAGGAACUUUGAAAAGCACAAAGCCCUGCGCGUCAUCUUCAUCGUGGUCUUUGUGUUUGUCGUCUCCCAACUGCCGCACAACAGCCUGCUGAUGAUGGAGGCCUCGCAGGCCGCCAACACCACCAUCACGGAGUGCAGCGUCGUGAAGCGCUUCGACGUGGCCGGUCAGAUCGCAAAGAGCCUGGCGUACACCCACGCCUGCUUGAACCCUUUCUUGUACGUCUUUGUCGGUGUGCGCUUCAGGCAGGAUCUCAUGAGGAUGGUCAAGAUGUGCGCUGGUGGACUGAGGAAACGGGGACUCGGCAAAGUCCAAGCGGUUCCUAAACGCCCGUCGGUCAUGACUGACACUGAUACCACACCUGCGCUUUCCUUAUAGGUCCCUGUUGUCAAAAGGUUGGUAUCGAUCAUAAAGAGCAGGGGUGUCAAACUAAUUUUAGAUCGGGGCCACAUGGAGAAAAAUCUACUCCCAAUUGGGUCGGACUGGUAAAAUUACGGCACGAUAACUUAAAAAUAAAGACAACUUCAGAUUUUUUUCUUUGUUUAAAAAUAGAACAAGCACAUUCUGAAUAUGUACAAAUCAUAAUGUUGUUGAAGUUUUUUUUAUUCUUACAUGUUGCGGUUAAUAGUAUUCUAUCUUUAUUUGUCGUUAUUUAUACUUUCUGAAUAAAUUAUAUGAUAAUGUUCAUCAGUCAACUCAUUGGUGUUAAUUUUUAAUCUAUCAAGAUAAAAAAAUAAUAUCAAAAUCAAAUUACAGGAUGUUAUUUAUGUAGUUUGCUCAUUUUCCUCAGCUGAUGCACCAACAUCAUGUGCUUUUUUUUUUUUUUUUUUUUUUUUUUUUUUUUUACAUGUGUAGCAUAAUCUACAAAGAUACAAAUAAUUGCUAUUGCAACAUCUAGUGGACACAUUUAGAACAGCAGUUUCUUUCAUUCAAAAAUUCCGGCUCAUUUUUAUACUUAGCAAACUCAUCCCGCGGGCCGUACGUUUGACACCCCUGAUGUAGACUAGAGUGAACGAUCCACACCUCCCCAGAGACAUCUUCAUUGGAGAUUUGUGUUACACAGGUCAAACUAAAAAAAAUGUAAUACCGUGCAAAGGUUAGUUUAUGCUAGCAUUUAGAUCAGUGGUUCUUAACCUUGUUGGAGGUACCGAACCCCACCAGUUUCAUAUGCGCAUUCACCGAACCCUUCUUUAGUGAAAAAUAAAAUGUAGUUUUUUUUCAAAUUCAAGACAAAGUUAUAUGUUUUUGGUAACACUUUAUUAUGGGGAACAUAUUCUAAGUAACAAAGACUUACUUUAGAGUUUUUUGGACACUAGGGGAACAUAUUCUAAGUAACAAAUUGCCGUAUCCGUAAUACGCAGAUAGGGAGAAGUUUUUAUUUACACGAUGAGUCGGGUGUGUCUUGACCUCCGCCGAACCCCUGAGCCCGACUCACCGAACCCCUAGGGUUCGAUCGAAUCCAGGUUAAGAACCCCUGAUUUAGAUAGGCAAGGUGAAACUAAUAUAUGACAUAGGCUCAUAACAUGCAACUUAAGAUACUUUAAGCCUUCUUUUGAUAUCAUUUUGAUGAUUAUGGCUUAUAUCUUAUGAAAACCUCAAAUUGAAAAUCUUAGAAAAUGUGGUGUUUUCAAAAACUAAGCUAUGAUCAUCAAAAUUAUAAGAAAUAAAGCCUUGACAUAUCUUACUCUACAUGUAAAAAGUUUAUAUCACAUAUGAGUUUCACAUUUGAAGUCGAAUUGCUGACAUGAAUGGACUUCUGCACAAUAUUCUAUUCUAUUUUUUGAGUUUCACCUUUUAUAAAAUGUUUUUUUCCAGAUAUGUGUAACCAUAUUCAAAAACAAAUGUCCACUGCAGAGGAUGUUGGUUCUCAAGAGCUGAUACCAGUACUUUGCCGUUAAGAUGCAUGCACUUUCAGGGGAACUGCAAAUGACAACCUGAAGUUGCAAAGCUUGUAUAUAAUGUAAAUGAGUGUAAAUACUGUAUCAUGCCUUUUUGACGUCAUUUUCCAACCACAGUAAAAUACUUUAAUUUGAUAUUUUUAGACACCAACAGCAUUAAAAGAAAUAUUUUAACCAA